Molecule: messenger RNA, 3735 nt
Organism: Equus quagga
Lineage: Eukaryota; Metazoa; Chordata; Mammalia; Perissodactyla; Equidae
Exons: 8
Coding region: 1-912 (303 amino acids)
Source: RefSeq, a predicted model, not a curated record
AUGUCGCCCCCGGCCGCUGCCACCUCGGCCGCCUCCCCGGGGCCCGCCGCCGGGGUCCUCGCGAAGAGUCCAACGCCCACCUGGACGGGAAGGAGGGCAACCGCCCAGAGAGGAGCCGCCCUGGAUGGACAGAGGGACGGAGGGACGAGCAUCCAGCUGCUUGUGUCCGGCUGCCCGCAGCAGUCUCCGACACCCGCUGCUGCCCGCCCGCUGCCCGCCUGCCUGGCAUCUCUCGAUCCCGAGAGGGCCCCAAGCGUGAGGCUGACGGUGGAGAUCCAGGCUGCCUUCCUGGGCCGAGCAGCAGAGUUUUCCUGGGAUCCAACCUGGUUCUGUGGAGGCUGGUCCCAGAUAUACUCCUCAGACGGGCCCCCGAGAGGAGGAGAGAAAAACUUCCUAGCAGGCAGAACUGUGCAAAGACGGAAGGGACUUCCUCAGGAGGAAAUACGCUCCCUGUCUGCAAAAGGAGGCAAGUGGCGUCCGCAGCCGGAACGGGGACCAGCCCUAGGACCUGAAGCCAUAAGAUUUGUUUUCCAAGCGAGGUGGAGAAUGGUUCUCUUGUUACCAACAUGGCUUCUGGGCAUUGGCCCCGGGGCGGCAGUGACACCCAUCUUCUGGAGGUGGACACUGAGGCUCAGUGGGGCCACUGCCUGCCCCUUGAGAGGCCGAGGGCCUGGGGGAGGGGGCUUGGGCAGAUUAGAGCAACCUGGGCCCCUUGUCUGCGAUCGCGGAAGCCGGCGCCCCGAGGAGGUUGUGCUCAAGCGCUCCAAACGUUUGUGGAUUCCUCCACCUCCCUCUGCCUGGCAUCCACAGACACGUGAAGCGGCAGCGCCACCGCUCACAGCGCUGGCAGCGUGCGUCACCUGUAACCAUGUGCCGGGGCUGGGGCCUCCUGGCUCGGCGAGGACUUGGUGAUGGAUGGGAUGGGAGGCUGGGGGGACAGAGAGAGAGGGGGAAGAUUUAUUCAGUGAUGAAUAAGACCCCGGGCCUACGCUCAAAGAGUCACGGUCCGAGAGGAGGGACAAAUCAGUAAAGAGCCAGGGUGCUGUAAGAUGGGGGCCUGGGAGCACAUCGCCCAGCUGGGAGGUUGGGGAAGAAAGACUUCCUGGAGGAGGUGACCGUGGAUGGAGCCUCAAAAGAUAGUGAAAGUUCACCAGACAGAGAAAUUGAAGGGGUAAGAAAGGAGCUGGCACUGGGGGGGAGGAGGAGAAGGUGGAUGGUGUGUGACGGGGGAGAGGCCCCACUAGGCCGGUGUGCUGAAGCCAAGUAGGGGCAGGGAGGGUGGGAGAGGUGGGCAGAGGGCAGUGAGGGGGGCUCCCGAGGACCCAGGGUGCCCUGAUAAGGGAUAUGGACUGGAUCCUGAGUGCAGUGGGGUUGUCACUGAAGGAUUUUAGAGGGGUCAGAUUUGUGUUCUAGAAAGAUCAUGUGGGCUGGUCUAUGCCAGUCUGCUUUAUUACUGUUUUCACAGGAUGGAGCUCAGUGUCUGGCACACAGUAGGUGCUCAAUAAAUGUUUUGAAUCAAUGCAGAAUGCCAGCAGUGUUCCCUGAGGCAGUGGUUAACUCCAGCUCAGGGACCUUGGGCCUCAGUUUCCUCAUCUGUAGAGCGAGGGGGGCAGCCCCUGCUUCGUGAGAGUGUCGUGAUGGUUAAGGGAGUAGCGCACAGGGGCCUUCGCUUCGUGUCCUACGCGUGGUCAGCGCUCCAUAACUGGUGCCUUAUGAAGCGGGUGCCAGGUGUGCUGUGGGCAAGACGGAGGCGGGGCCCGGGCGAGGAGCGACUGAGUCGUCUUUGAAACAAGCUGAUGAAGAAGGCACUAUUGUCCCCCCUAUUUUAUCGUCCAGGUAACUGAGGCUCAGAGAGGUGAAGCAACUUGCCCAAGACCCCUCAGCAGGUUUCCUGGUGACCUGGCCCAAAUGGGUGAGAGACCUGGCCCUGCGGGUGGACGGGCGCUUCUGGCCGAGGAGACCUCUGAGGAGCGCCGCAUCCUUUUGCCUGGACAUCUUUGCCCCCGGGGGGAGAUCUCUCUACUUCGGGAUGCAGUGAGCCGCCAACCUGCAGUUUUUAGAGGCUUGCUGCCUUUGAUUUGGUGGGAGGGGCAGAAGGAGGAAUAACGGGGGAGAAAAAUGCCUCAACUGCUCUUCCUGAAGGAGCGAGACCCCCAGCCAACAGAUCACCCAGAAGCUUAGCCUCAGCCUCUCCCACAAGAGGGACCCGGGUGUCUGCUGGGAGUCCGGGAGGGCUGGAGGGUGCCAGGUGAAAGCCCACGUCUGGCGGUACCCCUCCCUCCUGGCACCAAUGGUGGUCGCCAUCAGGCCGAUGCGCUGGGCUUCUGACUUCACAUCCCAGCUGAGAGUGGGAGGGCUGAACUGCCCUGGUGCCCAGGGCUGUGAGUGACCCAUGGCCUAGGCCGGGGAUGGGGUUGUGUGGAGAAGCUCCAGGGGCCUGCCGGUGUGAGCGGGGAUGGGGGCAUCUGGAGAGGAGAGAAGGAGGCUGCCCCAGGCCUUCUGUGGCCACAGCCACCUCAGCCCUUCUGUAUAUGGUUCAUUCAGCUCCCCGCCUUCUGCCCCCUAUCCUACAGGCCCCAGGCCUUGUCUCUCUGGUGGAGGAGGUCAGCAGGCAGACCCCCAGGACCUCUGUGGGGCCAGGCUCCCGUGAGGGAGGCAGAGCAGAUGAAUUAUCUCGGGAACCCGAGGCUCCGAGAGCAGGUCUUGCUGUGGUUCCCUCGCCCCCAUCAGGCACUUCUCCUGAGGGAGCCCACUCAGAGCCCCCUUCUUUCUGGCGCAGUUGUGAUACCCUGGUGCUGCGAUUGCCUAGACCAGAGCAGAAUAACAGGUCAUUAGAAGGUGCAGGGACGGACAGAGGGAGGGUCCAGGAAGAGGGAAACAGUUGCUAAAACUUAAACAUUUGCUAAGAGGGUAGAUCUUAUGUUAAGUGUUCUUAUCACAAAACAAACAAAACACUCUGUUGCUAAGUUGGCCUUGUUGAUGACAACAUUUGCAGCCUGCUUUUAAGGGCGGACACAGAGCCGCUCUUUAACCACAGGUCACCCAGGGGCCCUGCGAGGCGGCUGCUUGUCAGAGGACCCGCGGAUGGCCUCCUGGCUCAGCGGCUGCUGUCGUGACUUGGUACAAGGGGAGGCUGCACUUGUAUAACACUUUGUUAAAGUGAACCAGGUCUAAAGAAAGAGCCAUGCCCAGGGGCCAGCCUGGUGGCAGAGUGGGUAAGUUCGCACGUUCCACUUCGGUUCAACGGUUUGGAUACCGGGUGCGCUUGGCACCGCUUGGCAAGCCAUGCUGUGGCAGGCUUCCCACGUAUAAAGUAGAGGAAGAUGGGCACGGAUGUUAGCUCAGGGCCAGUCUUCCUCAGCAAAAAGAGGAAGAUUGGCAGCAGAUGUUAGCUCAGGGCUGAUCUUCCUUAAAAGAAAAAAAAAAAAAGAGUCUUGCCCAGAGACGCCCAUUGAAUAGUGAACAGCUGGCCACCAUCUUAGUGUGCAGCUGUGGGGGGCCUGUGAAAUGAAUUAUAGCAUGGUUCUAUGACAGAAUAUAACGCAGCCACCAGAAAUGAUGUUGAUGAGGAAUUUCAGUGACAUAGGAAUUGUUUUUGGUAUAAUCUUAAGUAAAAACCAGGAUAUAAAACAAUAUAUGCAUAUAUAUAACUUCAGUACAAAACAAAAAGAAACAUAUAGCUCAAGUUCUUUUAAAAAUGUGUAGAGGGGCUGGCCCCGUGGCCAAGUGGUUAAG